AUGCAGCUCGAUCCUCCACUAGCAGUUUGCUCCAAAAUUCCUUUAUACAAGGGAAAAGUGCUAUGCACUUCUAUUAUAACUUUGGUUUGGGUACUCAUACCUAUAGUUAUCUUCUUAAUAGUGAAUGCAGCAGCUAUCAUUUUGUGGCUCAUAUACUUAUGCCCUUAUAUAACUACAGGAAUAUCUGGGAUAUGUAUAUCAAGAAGCACUAUCCCUAGUCGUAUAAGUACUGUAACUGCUUUAUUUAUUUGUCUGCUAGUUUAUAGCAUAAUCAAUGUCGCAUUUUGGGGAAUCCUUUUCAUGGUGCUCAUAAUAGCAAUUAAUGGAUACUCCUGUAAUUCAUCAGACGAUGAUAAUUGCUCUACGUGAGAAGGACUAGGAUGGUUUUUUACAUGGUUUACUCUCUUUUUUGCAGUUUACUUCUUAGUUGCUUGCUUCCUUUCUAUUAGAGGUAUUAGAGUUUCAAGAAUAUUGAAGGCUCAGCUUGCAAAUCAAACUAAUUCAAAUCAAAUUUAUAUGCUCUCGCCAGGAGGUUACACUAUGCAGGGUCAGAAUUUGCAAGCAGGCUAUCAACAAUUUUCUGGAUCAAAUACGGGAUAUAUAAGCCCUUCAUAUAGAAGCCCUGCAUAUAAUAAUGCAGUCUCUUACAACCCAUAA
Messenger RNA from Blepharisma stoltei, 657 nucleotides. NCBI's taxonomy places the organism in Eukaryota, Ciliophora, Heterotrichea, Heterotrichida, Blepharismidae. The record is from the annotation of a GenBank genome assembly.